Molecule: messenger RNA, 3481 nt
Organism: Myiozetetes cayanensis
Lineage: Eukaryota; Metazoa; Chordata; Aves; Passeriformes; Tyrannidae
Gene: RMI1
Product: RecQ mediated genome instability 1
Exons: 3
Coding region: 763-2646 (627 amino acids)
Biological process (GO): resolution of meiotic recombination intermediates; double-strand break repair via homologous recombination
Cellular component (GO): RecQ family helicase-topoisomerase III complex; nuclear body
Molecular function (GO): nucleotide binding
Source: RefSeq, a predicted model, not a curated record
UCUGCAGUCUGUCCAGGUCCCUCUGCAGAGCCCUCCUGCCUUCCAGCAGGUUGACAUUCCCCCCCAGCUUGGUGUCGUCUGCAAAUUUGCUAAUGAUCAACUCAAUCUCCUCAUAUAAAUCAUCGAUAAAGAUGUUAAACAGGACUGGACCCAGCACUGAUCCCUGGGGGACACCACUGGUGACCGGCCCCCAGCUGGAUGCAGCCCCAUUCACCAGCACUCUCUGGGCCCGGCCCUCCAGCCAGUUCCUAGCCCAGCACAGAGUGCCCCUGUCCAAGCCCUGGGCUGCAGCUUUUCCAGGAGUAUAUUAUGGGAGACGGUGUCAAAGGCUUUGCUGAAGUCCAGAGAGACACAUCCACAGCCUUCCCCUCAUCCACCAGGUGGGUCAGCUGAUCAUAAAAGGAGAUCAGGUUGGUCAGACAGGACCUGCCCCUCCUAAACCCAUCCUGGCUGGCUCUGAUCCCUUGUCCAUCCUGUAGGUGCUGUGUGAUUGCACUCAGGAUGAUCUGCUCCAUAACCUUGCCAGACACUGAGGUCAGGCUGACAGGCCUGGAGUUUCCCGGGUCCUCCUUCUGGUCCUUUUUGUGGAUCGGCGUGACAUUUGCCAACUUCCAAAUUUCUGAGACCUCCCCAGAGAGCCAGGACUGUUGGGGGGCUAUUCAGCUUCUUAUCCCUGUCUACAAGCUCCAGAAGCCAGCUGUCUUCAGGACAACCUGUCUUACUGUUGAAGACUGAGGGAAUUCACUGUUACUGUAAAAGAAAAUGUCUACAUCUAACAUUGCAGUAAGAGUGGAAACCUGGCUUUCAUCCACAUGGCAUGUUAAAGUUCCUUUGACAUGGCUGGAAGCAUGUAUUAAUUGGAUCCAGGAAGAAAAUAGUGGUAGUAACUUAAGUCAAGCUCAGAUUAACAAGCAAGUAUUUGAGCAAUGGCUUCUUACCGAUCUAAGAGACUUGGAAUAUCCCAUUUUGCCUGACUGCAUCUUGGAUGCUCCCAAAGGAGAGUUGUCAGGCUUCUACUCCAUACAGGUUGAUUCAUUGGUUGAUGUUAGCCAGCCAGCAUAUUCUCAGUUGCAGAAGCUAAGAGGGAAAAACACUGUAAAUGAAGAAGUAACAGCCAGUACUCAGGCAUUUCAGAAGCCCUGGGAAGCAAAGCCUACUCGAAUGCUAAUGCUGCAACUAACUGAUGGAAUACAUCAAAUUCAGGGCAUGGAGUAUCAACCAGUGCCUGUCCUGUGCAGUAAUCUUCCUCCUGGAACAAAAAUCACUCUACAGGGUAAUAUUACAUAUCGUCUUGGAGUCCUUCUGCUUAAACCAGAAAAUGUGAAACUGUUGGGGGGUGAAGUGGACGCUCUUCUUGAGGAUUAUUCUCAAGAAAGAGUCCUUGCUAGAUUAAUUGGAGAAACUGAAAACCAUAAUUCUGUUGGACAAGCUGGUCUUGAGCAGACUUUUUCCAGGCCUGUGGAUGAAUUAGAACAAACUCUUGGUCCUUCAGAUGAAGAGCUUUUAGCUAGUCUUGAUGAAAAUAAUGAAUUUACUUUAAACAAUAGAACAUCUUUAGAAAGUGGAUAUUGCAGCAGAAGCAACAAUUUAAGUACAGCCUCAGGUUCACUGACUGUACACAAUGGAAAUGUUUUGAUAGAGAAAUCUGGAAGCUCUUUGCCUCGUUCAGAUGAACAAGUUUCACCUCCUACAGAAUAUGCUGAUGGCUUUUUAAAUGACUUUCCUUUAGAAGAUGACUUUCUUCUGGAAGAAGAGAUGCAAAUAGAGCUAGAUGAAGUGACACCAGUGGUCACGAACAGAAACACAGGUUUAAUUACUGAAAGACUUCCACAUACACAUAGAAGAUUGUGCAAUUCGUCUUUAAAUGGCACGUGUGAAAAAAGUGAUGUGAAUGAAAGAGAUAAACCUAUGGAAGCUAUAAGCAAGGAAAAGAAUUUUGGAAAAGCAAUAUUUGAUGAAGGUGGAAAUAGUACAAAUAGCUUUUUGCAGCUCAGAAGCAUACGUCAGACCUGCAGUUCUUCAGAUUUUUCUUCGGAAAAUCCUCCUGAAGAAGGGCAGAAUGAUACAGACUUAGAUGAAAGCAGAUGUAAAUCCCAGCACACUUCUGACAGCAGGGUGUUGAAUGGUGAUCCUAUAUAUUUCUCAAAAACAGAUCCAGAAGCAGGUCAGCAGAAGCAUGAUUCGCAUACCUUUCCUUGCAGAGCGGUAGAGCCACAUUUAGAUUUAGAUUCUUCACCUUUCACAUAUAUUUCCCUUCUCCUUGCAAAAAAACCAGAAACUGUUACAAUUCUGAAAGUUAAGUGUUUUAUUGUUACUCUCACUGGAAACCUCACAAACAGCAAUGGGUCCUGGGGUAUAAAGGCAAAAAUUUCUGAUGGUUCGGCUUAUCUUGAAGUAGAUUUUGCUGAUGAUAUUCUAACGAGCUUGAUUGGCUUUUCGGUGCCUGAAAUGAAUAGGCUGAAAAAGGAUCCAGCUUUACGUCUAAAGUUUAAAGAUGGUUUAGAGAAAUGUCAAAAACAACUGAUAGAUCUCUGUUGUUUGAUGACUAUUGAGUUUAAUCCAUUUCAGUCUAAAAGUACUGUAUUAAUCCUCCAGGAUGCUGAUGCAAGGCAUCUAGAACAAUUGAAGAAACGAUUGAAUAAAUAACAUGCAAACUUGCAGACUGUGUUUUAGGAAGCAUUUAAGUUAUAUUUCCCCUGAGGGACCAUUGGAAUAAAGUUAAGUGAUGUGUCUUUUAUCAGGAGUUAUAAUGGAAAAGUGAGAGAAGGAGACUACUUCACAGAGCCAAACCAACAGUUUCUGAUGGUGAUAAUAUUGAAAUAAACUUUCAAAUAUUUCUGUCUUGAUUUAAAACACUCAUGCAUCGUUUUCAUUCUACAAAAUCCUAUGUGUUUUGGACUGGUAAUCCAGAGUGGCAAAAUUUGUCAAGAAAUAUAUAACAACAAAAAAAUUCCAUUAUUAUACUUUUUCAAGUACUUACCUGAUUUUUAAAAGAAAGAUGUGGGAGACUCUCAGUCUUUUCUUGGAGGAAAUCAGUUGAGUAAAUUUAAAUAAAGAGUUAUUGUUUAAAUACAGUCACUUCUGAUUCUGAUUUGACAAUCUGAAAAAUCAAAUAUGUAUUCAAUGCACAAGAAUCUGAAGUGCAGAGAAAUGAAAGAUUUUCUCCAAAAUGUUCAGGUGUGGGUGGAAAAAAACAAUUCUGUGGGAAUAUGAUAUUAAAAGACCUGUAUAUUUUUAAAAAUAAUUUAUAAGAAAGCCAAGUAUUUAAAAGUAUUUUAUUAACAAAUAAUGGUUAUAUAUAGGGUUUCAAUUUUUUGUCAUGUUAGUGUUAAUCAUUGCUAAUAGUUUUGAACCUACAGGCAAACUUAUUCAUUAACACUUCUGAUUACUUGUCAGCUUUUUCACAUAAUAGUCAAAUGCUGCAAACCUGUUGAAAAGUAUAUUUAAUGUUGGUGUUAUUUUUUAUUCCUUUUUUUUAACU